Messenger RNA from Ylistrum balloti, 2928 nucleotides. Its product is annotated as ornithine decarboxylase-like. Gene Ontology annotation, molecular function: ornithine decarboxylase activity. The coding region runs from base 351 to 1757 and encodes 468 amino acids. Gene Ontology annotation, cellular component: cytoplasm. The transcript is spliced from 12 exons. The record is from RefSeq and is a predicted model, not a curated record. NCBI's taxonomy places the organism in Eukaryota, Metazoa, Mollusca, Bivalvia, Pectinida, Pectinidae.
UCCCGUGUACAUGGUUAGCGGUGGAGACGUAUAAGCUCGGGGUCCAUGUCAACAUAGAUGGGGAAUAUAGUUAUUUCUGUUAGGAAUAUAAUAUAAUCAGACAAAAUUCCUCCCGAAAAGGAAACGAGACCCCACGGUUCCGAAGGUUCUGCACAGGGAGGUUUCUCAGAGGUGUUCUACAUAGAAAGCUUUGAGGGCCUGUGUCGUUUAAAGAAGAAGUUUAACUUCAACGCAGAACCACCGUGGGAUCCCAGCUAGUAUCGGCUAAGUGCAGGUGUUUCCGUAGGCCAGAUUGUUUGUACAGCUUAUCUACUAUUUUAUCCAACUCGUUAGUCUAAUAGUUGUCCAACAUGAAACAUUACAUCGGAAAAAACUGUAUGGUUGAGAUGCUGACCAGUGAGAGGUCAACACAGAGUCUUGUAGAGGAAAAGAUUCUAACCCAGCAGCUCGAGAAGAAGGAUGAUGCCUUUUUCGUGGGAGAUUUGGGAGAUAUUUACGAGAAGUUCAAGAAGUGGAACAGGCAACUGCCAAGAGUGCGUCCCUUCUAUGCGGUCAAGUGUAAUGAUGACCAUGCUGUGCUCAAGCUUCUGGUGGACCUUGGAUUGUCUUUUGACUGUGCCAGUAAGGCUGAGAUCCAGAAAAUCCUUGACCUUGGGGUGCAUCCUUCACGCAUCAUUUAUGCUAACCCUUGCAAGCAGAUGUCCUUCAUCAGACAUGCAGCUAAGAACCAUGUGUCCCUGAUGACUUUUGACAAUGAAGAUGAAUUGAUCAAAGUAAAGGCUCUCUAUCCAGAUGCACAGCUGGUGCUGAGAAUAUUGCCUCCAACCAAUUUUAAGGUCCAGUGUGAUCUUGGAAUGAAGUUUGGAUGUCAUCCUAACAAAGCUCGUCACCUCCUUGAAGCUGCAAAGCGCUACAAUCUCUCCGUGGUUGGAGUCAGCUUUCAUGUGGGAAGUGGUUGCGAGGAGGCCAAUGCAUUUGCUGUGGCUGUAGAGCAAGCACGCACUGUGUUUGACCAUGGCCUUGACCUUGGGUUUGAUAUGAAGUUGCUAGAUAUUGGUGGAGGCUUUCCUGGACAGGAGAGUGCUACAAUUACCUUCGAGGAGAUCACUGAUGUCCUGAAUGUCGCUCUGGACAGAUAUUUCCCAGAAGAGGAUGGGGUUGACAUCAUUGCUGAGCCUGGCCGUUUCUUUGUGGCAUCAGCAUUCAGUCUCACUGUUAACAUCAUUGCAAAGAGGGUGGUGGCUCGUGACCAACAUGGAGAUAAUGCAGAACCAUUGGAUUAUCCAACAGCUGAUGAGGAACCUUCCAUCAUGUACUAUGUCAAUGAUGGUGUGUAUGGCUCAUUCAACUGUCUGUUGUAUGACCAUGCCACUGUCACUGCGUGUGUUCCCAAUGAGGUUGAGAAUGACCUGAACUACACCAGUAGUGUAUGGGGCCCUACCUGUGACGGUCUGGACUGCAUUCUUGAGGAGGUGAAGCUGCCUGAGCUCCAGGUUGGAAACUGGCUUUACUUCCUAGACAUGGGAGCCUACACUCUUGCCGCAGCUUCAGGAUUCAAUGGCAUGCCUGCUCCUUGUCGCUUCUACGUCUGCUCAAUGGAAAAGUGGAGAGCCAUGUAUCCUGAGGGUAGAGAGGCCAAAAAUCUGCCCAUAAAAUCUGUACCACAGAUGAAAUCAGGCCACAAGAUGCAUGAGACAGCAAACCUCCUUGGAACCUCCCCUGCGGAAGGCUUUGUUGUGGGUGAUCUGGACAUCUAGCUCAUCAAAGACUUGAUCAUCAGCAGUGGUUUCACCAAAGAAACAUGCUCCAACCACUGUUGUUAAAUAUUUCUCUGAUGACUUUUUUGUCCAGAUGAGUGGAAUCUUGUUCGCUUUCCAUAUAGAGGCUUCUGUAUUUUAUAAAUCGACAUCUUUUCACCAUACUUUUCUUUCUGUUGAUGCUGCCAUUGUAGUUGGCUGGUUUGUAUAUGUGUUAAGAAGCUUUAGGCGAAUUCAUCAUAUCGUAGAUCCAUCACAAAGAGGUUAAGCAGAGUCAAAUGAUCUUUCUUCUUCGAUUGAAAUUUGUUGAGUGAGAGGGAAAACAUUUCAAACCAUAAGAAAGUGAUUUUGAUUGACUGAUAAAAUUUGUUAAAUUAAGAGAAAAUGCUACAUGAUUUCAUGUUGUCUUUGAGUCAAAUUGUGGGUAUUGCCAAUGUAUUGAAUGGUAUGCUGGAUAGCACAAAACUUGAGUCAGAGUAUAAAAGUUUGAUACAAGUUUUGACAUUUUGUACUCAAAUUAUAUGACUUGUAUAUUUUUAGAGCUAUUUUGAUUUUAUGACCAAAAGUUAUCAUCAGUAGACUUGUCUAUCGCCCAUUUUCCUGACAAACAGGGACCAUGUUGCAUAUACCAUUUGACAAAUUGACUCUGUUCAUGACUUUUCAUACCUAUACACAUUUCAUCUUUGCACUUGAAAUGUAUGGGGAACACUCAAGCAGCAGUAGUUUUGAUGGGAAAAGUUGUCUUUGAAAAAAACCAUUUCACAACUAAAUUUUGCCACAGAGGCAUAAAUGAUGUUGUAUUUUCUCUUACACAUUGAAUGAGAUAAGUAUUUUAAAUGGUCGCUAUGACACAUCGGGGACCAAUGUGACAAGUUUGUGUCACUGUGACAUCACUUGAUCAGUCAAGGUCAUGAUGACAUCAUGUGAUCAGUCACUGUAAGAUCAUGUGACUAGCCAUAGAAUCAAUCAUAAAUGCGACCAUCCUCCUUUGUAUGUGUAUCUAUGAUAGUAGCUAAGCUGUACAAAUGAGGGAAACACCUGCCAGAACUUUCAACUGGCCCCCCCUUUUUUCAUUUUUUUUUUUUUUCUUAUUUUAAAAACAAAACCUGCAUCUUUGAAUUUUCUGUUUGUUGCAAAUUUGCUAGAAGAGAAUUAAAAAAUGCAAAUUAUU